Molecule: messenger RNA, 1341 nt
Organism: Dinoponera quadriceps
Lineage: Eukaryota; Metazoa; Arthropoda; Insecta; Hymenoptera; Formicidae
Exons: 1
Coding region: 1-1341 (446 amino acids)
Cellular component (GO): extrinsic component of mitochondrial inner membrane
Source: RefSeq, a predicted model, not a curated record
AUGUUUAAAGUAGAAUCAAAAUUGCUGCGGUAUAGUGGACCAUUAACUCCGGAUCGUUAUAAUAAGUUCUUCUACCCGAACUUAUGUCACGUUUGUAAGAAAGGAGAUAAUGGCAAUUUUCUAACGUGUGAUCAUUGUUACAUGAUCUUGUACUGUUGCACGAAUCACAAGAUGUUACACUAUCCGGAGCAUAAGCAGAUCUGUGAAGCUCUAGAGAAACAUUUAAAAGAGGAUGCCGAAUGGCGCACUCGUGAAUUACACCAGAAUGAGUGGGUGCAGUCGAGAUUAUUAUUUCUACAGUUAAUCCAACAAAAAAUGUCACGUCAGCUAGAGGUGUACGAAAUGGAGAUGAUAACAUUCGCAAAAUCUUGUUACACUUGUCAUCGACAGGUUAAUCUGCGCACCUGCCCAAAGUGCUAUUCGCAUAAUUAUUGUGUUGCUCAUGCAGCAAUGUUUGAAAAUAAUCAUAAAAAGUACUGUUCUACGUUGAUGAUAAGUGUUAAUCUAGAUAUCGGACACUUGAAAAGUACGUCGAUUCUACUGACAUCUUGCAAGUUUAUCGAAUUGGAUCGUGAUAUUAAAGGCAUGGAUUCAUUUAUUAGUCGAUUUAUGGAUUGUAAACGUAGUAUUGGUAACGAACACGAGCCAUGGCUUUUUCAAGAUUAUGUUUGUUCCGAUUACGCAUCAGGACCACUUACACUGUGUCAUGUAAUGGCGGAAACAGGCAUGUCAUAUCAAGUUACCGGACCAGAAAGUGUUAUACAUAUAAUAACCGGAGGCUCCUUGGAGAGACACUAUUUGUCAGCUUGGGAAUUUUUCCUGCAUAUUUUUCGUCAAAUAAAGAAACUAACAAUUGUAUUUGCAGGACCAGGCUUACGGGACGAAUAUAAUAAUAUUGACGUUUGUUUAAAGUGCAGGGCUAAAUAUGGGCAGCAGCUAUUUUUUGAAACUCAUGACAUGUCCUAUGACAAAUAUGUAGACGAUAUAAAGUUAUAUAAGCGACCAAAUAUAAUUCUAGCAUUUCAAGCGGAAUUUUAUUACGAGCCAAAAGCGGAGGAAAUUUUAAAAGCAGUGAAGCAUCAAGACCAAACAUUACUUAUAACCAGUACGUCGCAGAAUAAUUUGCAGAAGAAUAUGGAUACCAUUGACCGACUGCUUAAUUUAUCGGCAUUUGGUUCAUCUUUAGGGAUAUUCUUUAAUAAUUUUUCUUCCUUCAGACCAUGGAGAGAUUAUUUAACAGGUUCCACACAUUAUCGUAAUGCUUUUUAUAAUAUCUAUUUUAGAUAUGCGGAUAAUCCUUAUAAAGCACAUAGAGGACAUUGUAGAGCACAUAGAGAGUAA